Messenger RNA from Candidozyma auris, 357 nucleotides. RefSeq names its product 40S ribosomal protein uS10 (gene RPS20). NCBI's taxonomy places the organism in Eukaryota, Fungi, Ascomycota, Pichiomycetes, Serinales, Metschnikowiaceae. Bases 1 to 357 code for a protein of 118 amino acids. The transcript has a single exon. Gene Ontology annotation, cellular component: ribosome; cytosolic small ribosomal subunit. Gene Ontology annotation, molecular function: structural constituent of ribosome; RNA binding. The record is from RefSeq and is a predicted model, not a curated record. Gene Ontology annotation, biological process: translation.
AUGUCUGCCCCAAUCAACAAGGAGAAGGUCCAGGAACAAGCUGAGGAGAUCCACAAGAUCAGAAUCACCUUGACUUCCACCAAGGUCAAGCAGUUGGAGAAGGUAUGCUCUAACAUUGUUUCUAACGCUGCCCAGAACGACAUUGUCAAGAAGGGUCCAGUUAGAUUGCCAACCAAGGUGUUGAAGAUCACCACCAGAAAGGCUCCUAACGGUGAGGGUUCUAAGACUUGGGAUGCCUACGAGAUGAGAAUUCACAAGAGAGUCAUUGAUUUGCAGGCUCCUGCUCAGAUCGUCAAGAAGAUCACUCAGAUCACUAUUGAACCUGGUGUGGAUGUCGAGGUCACCAUUGCUGCUUAA